Molecule: messenger RNA, 3328 nt
Organism: Poeciliopsis prolifica (blackstripe livebearer)
Lineage: Eukaryota; Metazoa; Chordata; Actinopteri; Cyprinodontiformes; Poeciliidae
Product: ras-related protein Rab-38-like
Exons: 3
Coding region: 116-772 (218 amino acids)
Biological process (GO): vesicle-mediated transport
Cellular component (GO): vesicle; trans-Golgi network; Golgi apparatus
Molecular function (GO): GTP binding; GTPase activity
Source: RefSeq, a predicted model, not a curated record
CACACACUCGCGACAUGGAGGGCGGUUCCUGAACCCGGGAGACUGAGGCUCGAAACGCAGUUUAACCGUGUCAAAGUUCCUGGGAGCUGCCGCCCUGUGAGACCCAACAGGUGGAAUGACGAACCACACUCUGCAACCCAACGGCAUGCAGAGUCUCCGGAAGGAGCACCUAUACAAGGUGCUGGUCAUCGGAGACCUCGGAGUCGGGAAGAGCUCCAUCAUCAGGCGUUACGUUCACCAGACCUUCUCUAGUAACUACAGGGCCACGAUCGGAGUGGAUUUCGCUUUGAAAGUCUUGAACUGGGACUCUGAGACUGUCAGACUUCAGCUGUGGGACAUUGCAGGUCAGGAACGAUUUGGGAACAUGACGCGCGUAUACUACCGCGAAGCCAUGGGUGCCUUCAUUGUGUUCGAUGUGACACGGCCAACCACCUUUGAGGCCGUCAUUAAGUGGAAAGAAGACCUGGAUUCGAAAGUAAUGUUGGCUAAUGGACAGAGCAUUGCUACCGUGCUGCUGGCGAAUAAGUGUGAUCAGGGCAGGGAACUGAGCAACAAUGGCAUCAAAAUGGAUCAGUUCUGCAAAGACCACGGCUUUGUUGGUUGGUUUGAGACGUCAGCAAAGGACAAUCUCAAUAUCAGCGACGCUGCAAACUUCCUGGUCAAGCACAUCAUGGCCACAGAGAAUGACAUCCUAAAGUCUGUGGUGCCAGACACCAUCUCCCCGCAGAUGGACUCCAGCAGACAGAUGAGCUGCUCUGGAUGCUUCAAAUAAUCAAGCAAUGGAAGGAAGGAAGAAAGGAUGAAUGAACAUGUGAGAACAGAGAAAGGACAGGACUUUAAAGGAAAUCCUACACUGUGCAGAAUGGCACAGUAUGAAGUCUGUGUGCCAUGAAGUCGAACAUUUAUUUGUUUCUAGUGACCAAAGCUAACAUCUCUCUUUUUUUAGAGUGCCUCUGAAUUGUGGUCAAAAUGCAUUUCUGGAGAUUUGUGAACUGUUUGACUAAUACUACAGAAAGCAUAUGCAAGAGUAAGUAACAGGUAUACUCCUUUUAUGAAGAUUAUCUGCUUCCUUCUCAUAUGAAUUCCUCACAUUAAAGAUCAAAGCAAUUUAACUGACCCAACAAAGCAUAGGUGCAGUGAAUGCAACAUUUACAUGGACUUAUUCAUGGAUUUGCAGUGUUUUGGUCAAAAUAACUCAUGUCUCUGUUUGCUUUUAAAGCUGUUGGAUAUUAUACUCUUGGAGACUGUGGGUUUCCUUAACAUUAUUCUAACAAGGCAUAUAGGGGGCUGUGCACCACUGUGAGUGAAGCACACAAAGUAACUCUGUGUUCAUCUGCACAUAUUUUAUUAUGAUUUUAAGUUAUUUACUGAGUGCUUUUGUGAGUAUUUUGAGAUGCAUGUUGAGUUUGAAAAUACAUCCACCAACAGACCGUGUAAGAAUUAUUUAAGUUUGGACUUGAAGUAAGAACACGGUGUUAUUUAUUGUAACAGUGUGGUUGGACUGUGCCAAUGUGAACUGAUAAAACAUCUUUGCUGUAACAGCUAAAGGUUGAUGUGACUUUUCAGACAUAAUGAUGACCAUUUUUUAUCAGAGCUGAAUAAAAUAUGUGCAUGUGGUAGGUUUGCAAAACACAUGAAGUUUUUAAUCUUAAUGUUGUAAACUGAACACACUUCAAUUCGUCCAGCAAAACCUCAGUAUCCAUGGUAACAGGAAUCUUUUUAUGGGGUUUGCUCUACCAUCUAUGUAGAGCUGCGUCUCGCUGUGUCUCGCUGUGCUGUGCGCACAAACACACACUAAAGAACACAUAAAGACGCUGCAUGUCCUCUCUCCUACUCAGUGGCUUUGUUGUUGUUUCACUGUUUUUUUCCCCAUGUAUUCCUUUUUGAAUUUAAAGGUUAUUUCUGCUCGUCAGAGUACUGCCAUUUAUUACUAGUCAGCUGAGUGUUCUGCACAAAGUCAACAUUUGCCUUUUUCUUCUAACCAUUAGAUUCUCAGCUGGUGUCAAGUCUACAUCAAUCAAUGUCUCACCAAAAUAAAAACUAUACAUCAUAAUUGCUGGCAUGGCUUUAAAGAUGUGUAAACAGUGUUAAGCUGCAUUCAUCUUUAUUUGUAGUAGAAAGGGGACAUACUGAGAUAUUUAACAAAAUUUAAGUGUGCAAUUUGAGUUUAUUUAUUAAAAUGCUAAAUUAAGAAAUAGCUAUUUUUAAGCAAAGUUACAAGGGUCAUAUUAGUUUUCUCCUACAGCAUCCAGAAAGAGUGAUCUUUGAUCAUUCCUCUUUCUAGAAUCUUUCUGGUUGACCCAGAGUUCUGGUUCCUUACUUAUGGAUGCUUCUUUUAAUCUUGUCCCACAAAAAGGGUUGCUUUUAAACCAUUUCUGUAGCUCUUUGGACAUAAUGUUUUAGACCUUGACAUUUUUUAGUUUAGUUUAACAACAUUUUUUCUUCUGACUGGCCGGACUUGAGUCUGAUCAACAGUCUGUGGGCGAAGCUGAAGAUUAGAGUCGCAGCAAGAUUUGGAUCUCAUCAAGUUAUCAAAAACCAGUGGAAAUAUGUUAUUUAUUUUUAUUCAAACUGAUUAUUCACUUUCAAGGUUGAUGUUACAGUUUGAUUUGAGAGAUGACUACUAAGAAGUUUUAGUUAAAUAAAUGUAUUGGUUGUUUAACGACUAAACCACCGCUUUACCUUAUGAAACAUUUGAUGCUGCUUUUCAUUGUGAUACUGAUGAAUUUGAAAUAAAUGCCUAAUUGGAGAGAACUUGGAGGCUAAUAUUGAGUUUUAUUUUAUUGUCUUAUGUUUUUCACUUUAGCAUGUGGCUAAGCGUAAUUAACCUCUGCUUCACAUUAUGUUCAUCCUCCCUGUUCAAUUAUGUAUUCUUAUUUAAACAUUUUGUGACACUGUAGAGAUGACCAAAAAUUAUUUAAGGAAAUUGAGUUUUGUUUUCUCCCACUAACUGUAUGUAUUCACAUAAAAGGUUGAGAUUUUUUAAUUGUCUGCUGUACCUUAAUUAUAAGGUAGAGCAGCAUUUUUAAGUUGCUGUCCAUAUUUGUGGAAUUAGGAUAAUUCCACAAAUUAUUCUAAUUCCAUCGGAUUCAAGGAAUCCGGAGUGAAGGAUUCCUUGAAUGUCGGAUUCAAGAAAUCCCGUUCCACGGGGAAGUUUAACUGGAUGAAGGUCUGUGACCUCAUGUGACUGCCUGUGAUAUCAGCAUAGUGGCACAUUAUAUAAAGCACAGGACAUUGAGAAAAUCUUUUUGUUUCUUAGUUUAAAGGACAUAAGAAAUACAAGUUUUAGUUUGUAUUUAUUUAUUGUGCUAUUAAACAAGAUGGCAAA